This is a messenger RNA of Mucor velutinosus, 1878 nucleotides long. Its product is annotated as Diacylglycerol O-acyltransferase. Bases 1 to 1878 code for a protein of 625 amino acids. Gene Ontology annotation, cellular component: RNA polymerase II transcription regulator complex. The record is from RefSeq and is a predicted model, not a curated record. Lineage: Eukaryota; Fungi; Mucoromycota; Mucoromycetes; Mucorales; Mucoraceae. Gene Ontology annotation, biological process: regulation of DNA-templated transcription. Gene Ontology annotation, molecular function: DNA-binding transcription activator activity, RNA polymerase II-specific; transcription cis-regulatory region binding. The transcript has 3 exons.
AUGAAGCAGGAUUUAUCAGACACGGAGAGCAUUUCAAUGGAUCAAGACACCGCCUCAAAUGGAGGCCAGCCUGUCAAAAUUAGAAAGAAGCCAGGCCGCAAGCCUAAUCCUGCCUCCCCAGCACUGCGAAAGGCACAGAACAGAGCUGCUCAGAGAGCAUUUCGUGAACGCAAAGAACGCCACAUGCGAGAAUUAGAGGUUGCCAUCAAACAGAUCAGAGAGCAAAGAGAUAAACUGCAUGCUGAAAACGAACAACUGAAAGCUGAUCAGGAAAUCAUGCGCUCAGAGAACUGGUAUUUGAAAGGCAUUGUCCUCACAUUACAGCUGGUGUGUUUUCAGCACAACCUGGUGAUUCCUCAGCACGGCCCUUACAUCAAUGAACAAGCCUUGUCAGUGCUUGCUCAGUCCAUCCCAGAAUCCAUCUCGACCUACAUUAGCGUCAAUGCCAACAACAAACUGCCCAUCCCCUCCAAGCUAUUUGGCUACAAGCAUACCAUGAAGCAGCGUGAUCGAUACCUCUCUACGGGGUCCAUUGUGAUUACCAAAGAAGGCAUUCACUCUGUACCAGAUCGCUCUUCUCCCCACCCUCAACAACCAAUCAUUUCAAAGACAGUGCCUGUUGCAGUACCCCGUCAGAGAGAAUCAUCCACUUCCUGCCCUCCAGAAUCCAUGUACGACUCUGAUUUUCCCACUGAGGAUCUUGUGCACCCUCUGGAAGCUCAAGACGAAGAUGCAGGCAUUCCUCCUCUCUCGCCUGGCUCGGUCGCUUCGGAUGCAGAUGCGCACCAUCCACAUCAUCCACAGCAACAACAACGACAGCAACAAGCAACACCUCGUCCUGUCAUGCUGACAGAAGAGCCCAUCACAUCCAAUCUUGCUGCUAUUCAAACCCUGCGUCUGCGUCUUCGAUUGCAGUCAGCCUGUGUCCGUAUGGAUUCGAUACCAUUUGCUAUCCAACCUACUAUUUUGCAGUUGACAAUACCUCAUGAUCCUCGUAUUGACCUCAUUCCAACACCCCACAUGCGCGACCGAAUGAUCCUGUUUAGAGACCAAUUUGAUUUGGAUGAUUGCUUCCGAUGCUUACUAGGACAUUCCGUUUUUCAUGGCGGUGACCCUGCUAUUGCUGCAAACUGGCAGUUACCACCUGAAUUCUUUGAAAAAUACUGGUUCUUGACCAUCGAUUACGAUCUUCGUCGCACCACAAAUCAUUGGAGAAGACUACAGGGCCUCAGCGAACUUGAUUUUAAGCAGCAGCAAAAGCAACAACAGCAAGAGCUAAAGAGAGCAGCAGAAAAUGACACUCGUACUCAGCCAUUGCUGGAACAAACGCACCAUCAAAACUUGAACCACACAGACAUCUCUGCAUUGCUGGGUAUUGAUUUUUGGAAGAUUGCACAACGAAACCACACAGAUACAACUACCAACAGAGCCGCAAAUGAACAAAAUGCCUCCUAUGCUUCAUCGUUAUCGUCGGAUUGCUCAUACAACACAGACUCCUUUCCCUUACAAGCACCAACUUCGCCUACCACUGUUGUUGAUGAUGACCCGGUUUCUUCCUUUGAACCCGUUCGUCUCACAAACGGCUAUUCUUUCUCAUCAUUCUCGAAACCCCAACAAACACCACCAGCAACAAAGAAAUCAUCUAAAAUUCAUCAUCAUCAUAGUAUUCACCAUCAUCAACAACACCAUAAAACUCAACGCCAUCACCCCUAUCAUCAUUCACCGUCGUCUGAAAGCAAAAAGACUCCUACAACAAUUGAUCCAUGGGAUACAUUACUAGUGGAUGUGAAUGCUGCUGCCGCUGCUACCUCAGCGGACAACGCAUCGCACCAAAACUACGACCUAAUGAUGGACAAUUUAGAGCUUGCUAAACCAUAA